Messenger RNA from Diaporthe amygdali, 441 nucleotides. RefSeq lists its product as uncharacterized. NCBI's taxonomy places the organism in Eukaryota, Fungi, Ascomycota, Sordariomycetes, Diaporthales, Diaporthaceae. The record is from RefSeq and is a predicted model, not a curated record. The transcript is spliced from 4 exons. The coding region runs from base 1 to 441 and encodes 146 amino acids.
AUGCUAUGCGACUUCAACCACUCGGUGGAUCAGAUCAAUCUGAUACUGGUGUCGAAAGACGUUCACUUCCAGCACCGACAUCCACGAAGCUCUCGAGCAAAGUUACCCGUCACGACCCAAGACACGCCUUGGGUUCUCUAUGAUAUCGGAUGUUGCCAACAAUCAUACAAUGCCGCUCUCCUUUAUUAUCUAUGUGCCAAGAUCCUCUCCAUCGGUGGUCUAGAGAACCUGCUCCUGCGCGCAAAGGCCCAACUCCCUGUGUCGCAACAUGAGAUCUCAACCGCAAUGGUGCCAUCCUUUGCUUCAGCCUGUCGUAAGACGGGUGACUCGAGGCAGACGGUCGUCUCGAGCUGGCAUCUAGGUUCCGGAAGGAUCGUUCGGAUCAUCAAGACCAAGUCUUGUGUUGGCGCCACUUGGCCAAUGUAUUUUAUUGGCUCCUGA